UUAAACGAGGGGCCGGACCGGAUGUUGGGCACGCAGCCUUCAGAUGGGCUUUGAGGAAAUGUGGGUCUUUAACCGACAAACAAUAGCUGUCUUGCAAAUCGCAUUAGCGUAGGUCAUUUUUUUUACUGCGUUUCUGGAAACGCACGAAGUAAGAAAGGCUUCUUAACAAAGUUGUCAUACCCCACCGAAAGCCAAACAGCGGCGACGAAGCAUAUGUAGACAUCCUGCCUGCUCCCAAACUCCCGACUCAAUCAUUUUGAGGUCAGUGAUAUUGGCUGACGGACCGUGUAAACGGGGCUUGUAAAAGGAUCCAGCGUGGUAGGACUUAGUGUAUAGAAAGGAGCCUGAUAAGCUCUCCAGGCUCCUCAGCCAUGGCUCCACUAACCUACCUAAAGAGCCUCUUCAUCCUGCAGUUGCUAAUGGGCUUUGUGUUUGUGGUGAGUGGUCUCAUCAUAAACUUCAUUCAGCUCUGCACCUGUAUUCUCUGGCCAAUCAACAAGCAGCUCUAUCGCAGAAUCAACUGCCGGCUCUCUUACUCUCUCUGGAGUCAGCUGGUGAUGCUGCUGGAAUGGUGGUCCGGCACAGAUUGCACCCUCUACACUGAACAGUCUACAGUGGACAUGUUUGGCAAAGAGCAUGUCAUUGUCAUCCUGAACCACAACUUUGAGAUCGACUUCCUGUGUGGCUGGACCAUGUGUGAACGAUUUGGUAUCUUAGGGAGUUCAAAAGUGCUAGCCAAACACGAGCUUCUGAAAGUUCCUCUGAUUGGCUGGACCUGGUACUUCUUAGAAAUCGUGUUUUGCAAAAGAAAGUGGGAGGAGGACCGAAAGACUGUCUUUAAAGGAUUGACCAGGCUCAAAGAUUAUCCUGAAUGUAUGUGGUUUCUGUUGUACUGUGAGGGGACUCGCUUUACAGAGGAAAAGCACCAAAUCAGCAUGCAGGUUGCAGAGAGUAAAGGCCUGCCCCAGCUCAAAUACCACCUGCUGCCCCGAACAAAAGGAUUCACCACCACACUAUCGUGUCUUAAGGGCACAGUUUCUGCCGUGUAUGAUGUGACUCUCAACUUCAAAGACAACCAAACUCCUACUCUUUUGGGUAUUGUCAAUGGCAAGCAAUACAAAGCUGACAUGAGUGUAAGGCGGUUCCCUGUGGAGGAUAUACCAGAUGAUGAGAAAGAGUGUGCAAAUUGGCUGCACAAGCUCUACCAGGAGAAGGAUGCCUUGCAGGAAUAUUACAACAAGGAAGGCAAGUUCCCUGGACCCACAAUUAUCCCACGUCGCAGACUUUGGACACUAUUGAACUUCCUCUUUUGGGCCACCCUGCUCCUUUCACCCCUCAUCAACUUUGCUUGUGGAGUUGUAGUUAGUGGCUCCCCCCUCCUCAUUAUUGGCUUUAUCAUCUUCCUCUUCAUUGCCUCCAUAGCUAUCCGUCGACUCAUAGGGGUCACAGAGGUGAAGAAAACAGGUUCCAGUUAUGGCAACCAGGGCGCCAAGAAACAAAACUGAUCUUCUGAGCUUCAUCCUCUGCCUUUGUAUGAUCAUCCUGCGGUGUCUAAUUCCUGCCCAAGUCUAUUCUCCCCCCGAUAUUGAGUCAGUAGGCAGGCCGGGGAGGACACCCAGCUGUGAAAACACAAUACAGGCCAGACUUAGGAAUCAUAAUGGCCCUAGAGUGAGAGAGAGCAUACAAGGUCAUGGUUUUAAGCUCUCUGGUGUAACACAGAAUAUUAAAAAGGGGAAAAUACCAUCUUCCCCGUUUCUUUCUUAAUCUUGCUAGAGACUCCCUGUCUCCAUCCAAAUCUCAUUAAUUCCUGGUAAAAAAUCCAUAGCUAGACUUCUAACCUGUUCAAGGACACAAGAACAGCAAGCAGUCCAUUUUCUGCUCUGAGCUACCUACCUCCACUUCCUGUCACAGUCAUAAACCAUUCAGAGACUGCUGACAUGCUCAUUUAUUUUGCCUGUCGGACACAAGCUGAUCCAUAUUUCAAACCAUAACCUCCAUCCAGGGGCAGUGCAUUUUUUUUAAAAACCUUUAGUAUGCUGGACAUCUCCUUCCCUUUUUUUCCAUAGUGGUACUUGCAAUGGGAAACGGUGAUUUAGGGCCAUUUGGAAUCCUCAGUGUAAAAGGGCGGAUUAACCCUAAAUUGCAAAACAGUUUCCAGCUAACGCCUUGAUGACUGGCCUGGCAGAUAGUUGGGGUUAUAAUAUCACAGGAUCUGAAAGGCACCAAUGACACUCCAAUACAUGGUAGGGGGAAAAAGUUGUCCAAGGUGUUCAAAUCAUUGUCACAGAACAGCAGUGUGUUUUUACAGAAACAAUAUCUCAAGAUAAUUUCAGUUUUCACCAGUAACUAUAUGGUGCUUGUAAAGCAACAGUAUAGGCUAACCAUUCUGACAUAAUUGGGUUAUGUGAGUUGUAAGCACACGAGUGGUGGUAAGAGUACUUUUUGAAUGCAUUUUUAGCACCACCUGUAAACUUCAACUGCAAUGUGUCUGAGCAAGACUGAUUUUUGUGUUUUUUUUGCAAUCUUGGUGAACUGACCUCUUGACAUUUUGGUUUGGAGAGCCAGGAUUCUGUUUAGCUAAUGUUAAUGCUCAGAAUGUGAAAUCUGCCCUCAUCAAGGGCAGAUGGUAGUUAUUACCAUCUGUUACAGGUUUCAUUUGUAGCCUGCAGCACCGACACCCACAGACUCACCUUGACACAUUUAAAUUAUUUUUCCAAUUCAUCUACUUUGAUUUGCACUUGCUUUUCCUAAAAACAGAUUUUCAUCCACGCAAACGACAGAAUUCCAAUGCAUACCCCGAAGCAGUUUAACCUUCCGCCCAACCUCUGAUCAUAUUUGAAAUGCAGCAGUCAUUACUUAGGAUAAGACUGUGCUGCUCCUGUAAUUCAAUAGCAGUUCAACAGAUUCCAGACUAGACAUCAAUUUUCUUUAUGUAGCCUCCAAACAGUUAGCAUAUCCUUUGCUGUCUAGAUUUUGACUGUAGAUGUGGAUGUUUUGACCUUUGCCUUAAAUCAAGCUUGCUCAGGCAAGGGAUUGUUUAGUUGCCACCCCUUUAAAAACAGCACCCACUCCUUACCUCUAGUUUGACUUUUUAAUCUUCACUCCCCUCCUCCCAUUACAGCUCAAAAUGAAGCGUUAAACAUUUUUUUGGAUUGAUAAACAUUUUUAAAACAACAAACAAACUUUACUUUUGAAAAUCAUUGUGUUAAAUUGGUUGUUCUAAUUGCACAUUGUCAUUCUUUAGAGAAAGCAGUUUACACAAAAUGUGCACAAAGCAAUGUUUCGCUAUAUGUCCUAGCCAUAUUUUGGUGCAACCAACUCCAAGCCAUUUCACAAUUACAGUUUUUUUUUUUUCAAACUGCAGCAAAACAUACUCUUGAAUCUGCAGAACAUAAUUAAAUAGUUUGUCAAUGUGACGCAGCACAUUUCCUGGUCCCAAAUGCAAACAAUGGUAGCAAGAUAUGGAGCGGGUAUUUUGUCUGUCUCUUCCUCCCCUCCACAUUACUUGCCAUAUAUUGUAUUCAUCAAAAAAAUUGUUUGAUUUGUUAAACAUUUUUGUAGAUCGUCACUCCUCUUCAGCAAUAUUUAGUGUACAUCCUCCUACAGUUGUCUCGAGACAGAUUUCAUGCAAGCCUUAAUAGACAGUGCUGCUUAAUUUUGUGUGAAAAUGUAGAAGCUCACUGAGCCCAUGAGGUAGUGAUGGAGUGAAAAUGUCUUCAGCUUUAGCAAGAAAUUUGCUGGGAUUAGUUGCCAAUUAUCUUGUGUUAAAGUUUAAAAUUGAGAAUUGAACAGGAUUAAUAAAGAGGUAGUCUGCUCUGAUCUAUAAAGAGCUCUAUUAGUAAUUCAUUUCAAUUUUUAGACAAUUAAACACUGAGUUGCUUUACCUCAAAAAAUGAUUUUAGAGACUCAUCACCUGUUAUCUGUUUGUUUUUUCUUUGAAACCAACAUCCAGCAGCAGAUGUGUAUGCAGUCCAACUCAUCUUGUCAAUAAAAAUCAUAUUCCAAAACAGGAAGAAUUCUGAGGAGGUAAAUCAAGUAUUUGGACAUUUUUCCACUGGUUUUUGUUUCAUUUCAUUAUUUUUUUUUUUCAGAAAAUAAAUACAAACGUAACUUGAACGUGUUUUUCAAAUCCAAUGACAUCAAAAAUUGACUCAUGUCCUUUUUUAAAUCUCAAUGACACUUCAGUUAAUGGAACCUCAAUUCAAAUUUUGUUUUAUUUUCUAAGGCUAUUUUUAUGUUUUCAUCAACUAAACACGAGAUUAUUAAAGGAUUUAAUCACA
This is a messenger RNA of Labrus bergylta (ballan wrasse), 4280 nucleotides long. RefSeq names its product 1-acylglycerol-3-phosphate O-acyltransferase 3 (gene agpat3). Gene Ontology annotation, molecular function: 1-acylglycerol-3-phosphate O-acyltransferase activity. The record is from RefSeq and is a predicted model, not a curated record. Gene Ontology annotation, cellular component: endomembrane system; endoplasmic reticulum. NCBI's taxonomy places the organism in Eukaryota, Metazoa, Chordata, Actinopteri, Labriformes, Labridae.